AUUUGACAGAGAGAGACACAGCGAGAGAGGAAACACAAGCAGGGGGGAGUGAGAGAGGGAGAAGCAGGCUUCCUGCUGAGCAGGGAGCCUGGUGUGGGGCUUGAUGUGGGGCUCAAUCCCAGGACCCCGGCAUCAUGACCUGAGCGGAAGGCAGACGCUUAACGACUGAGCCACUCAGGCGCCCCGGGCCUAAAGAUUUAAUAGGAGUUACAAGAGAAGCUAUUCCAUUUAAAAUGAAGGCAGAGGUGUAGCAGACACUAGAAUAAAACGUGUGGUUAAAUAAUUAUAGAGAAGACUUAUUUGUAUAAGUGACAUAGGGAAGUAUCCUUGAUUGAAGCAAAAAUAACAUGACAAGUACUAGGUGGAGAUAAUGAAUAUGCUAUUGUUGAAAAUGAGCUGGCUCUUCAAGGAAGAUGUAAUAAUCUAUGUUGUGUCAUGGGAUGGGAUAGUGGAAGAAUCUCAGAAAUCACACACCUAUCUCACCGCAUGUUGGAGCAAAUAUUUAGAUUCUAAGACCUUUGUGAUAUUGGAGACCAUGUCUUUGAAGAGUUGAUGGGAAACAGAGAAAGAUUUGAAAAAAAAGCAGCAGUAUUUAAGAGGCUAGAGAGAAACUGUGUGCAGAACUUUGGGGACAGUAUCAGAUAAGACUGAAAGCCAACAGGAAAUCUCCAAAUAAAUCAUUUCAAUAUGUAAUUUUCACAACAUAGAUUUCUUACCAUUUUGCUGCAAAUACUUUUUAAAAUUUAUAUAGAAUGGCAAUACAGUAUUUUAAAAACUAGCCUUUAUGAAAUUCAUUGACACCACAUUUCAUUUGUCUCUAUUAAUUUAAUAAUGUAUGGUUUGAAAUCUAGAAAAAGGAGUCUCAAGUCUCCCUUUGAACAAUUUGCUUUGGUUUCACUGUUUUUCUAGUAAUCUACCACUGCAGUGAAACUCUUUUAAACUAAAUACUUAGUUGGAAAUGCUAUAAAUACUUUAGCUCUUUCCAAGAAGUGGGUAUGCAAAUCCCAACUAUGUCCCCAACUUUUUUCAUAAUUAGACUGAUUAAACUGUUUUGGCUUCAAAGUCCUAUUAUUCUUUUAAAUCCAUCUUUCUGUUUAUUUCUUCCCACUUAACUUUUCCUGCAAAUGUUGGCUAGUAUUCCACUGGUUUCGAAUGUAUUAAUCUCCCAGUCAGGUACUGUGAAUUCAAUCCUAUCUUUACACCUAGUCAAUUAAUUGCAUCAGAUGGAAAGCAAAAUUUCCAAACCAGCGCUUCUAAGCAGUUUCCCCUUAGGGAGGAGAUGGGAGAAUUGUUUUCCCGAGUAGGCGGAGCAGGAGCUCAGACGCAGACCUCUGACAGCCUCUCGAAGCCCCGCCCCUCACGCACUCCACGCCCCUCUGUCGUACACGCCGUCUCCGGAGCGGGCGUCUGACGUCGAGCGGAAGUGGUGUAAGGCGGCCGCCGGAGGUGUAUUUGGUGUGUUGCGCGACGGGGCCUAAGAGCGGACUGGUUUGUUCCCUCGUGAAGAUAUCACUAUGUCGAUCGAAAUCGAGUCCUCGGAUGUGAUCCGUCUUAUCAUGCAGUACCUAAAGGAGAACAGUUUACAUCGGGCGCUAGCAACUUUACAGGAAGAGACUACUGUGUCUCUGAAUACGGUGGACAGCAUUGAGAGUUUUGUAGCUGACAUUAAUAGUGGCCAUUGGGAUACUGUUUUACAGGCUAUACAGUCUUUGAAAUUGCCAGACAAAACCCUCAUUGACCUCUAUGAACAGGUGGUUCUGGAAUUGAUAGAGCUGCGUGAAUUGGGAGCUGCCAGGUCACUCCUGAGACAGACUGACCCCAUGAUCAUGUUAAAACAAACACAGCCAGAGCGGUAUAUUCAUUUGGAGAACCUCUUGGCCAGGUCUUAUUUUGAUCCUCGUGAGGCAUACCCAGAUGGAAGUAGCAAAGAGAAGAGAAGAGCAGCAAUUGCCCAGGCCUUAGCUGGGGAAGUCAGUGUGGUGCCUCCAUCUCGUCUCAUGGCAUUGCUGGGGCAGGCACUGAAGUGGCAGCAGCACCAGGGGUUGCUUCCUCCCGGCAUGACCAUAGAUUUGUUCCGAGGCAAAGCGGCCGUCAAAGAUGUGGAAGAAGAAAAGUUUCCUACACAGCUGAGCAGGCAUAUUAAGUUUGGUCAGAAAUCACAUGUGGAGUGUGCUCGAUUUUCUCCAGAUGGUCAGUAUUUGGUCACUGGGUCUGUUGAUGGAUUCAUUGAAGUCUGGAACUUUACGACUGGAAAAAUCAGGAAGGAUCUUAAAUACCAGGCCCAGGAUAACUUUAUGAUGAUGGACGAUGCUGUCCUCUGCAUGUGUUUCAGCAGAGAUACAGAAAUGUUAGCAACUGGGGCCCAAGAUGGAAAAAUCAAGGUAUGGAAGAUUCAGAGUGGACAGUGUUUAAGGAGAUUUGAAAGGGCACACAGUAAAGGUGUCACCUGUCUAAGCUUUUCUAAGGAUAGCAGUCAGAUCCUUAGUGCCUCUUUUGACCAGACAAUUCGAAUUCAUGGUUUAAAAUCUGGGAAAACAUUGAAGGAAUUUCGUGGCCAUUCCUCCUUUGUUAAUGAAGCAACUUUUACACAAGAUGGACAUUAUAUUAUUAGUGCAUCCUCUGAUGGCACUGUAAAGAUCUGGAAUAUGAAGACCACAGAAUGUUCAAAUACCUUUAAAUCCCUGGGCAGCACUGCGGGGACAGAUAUCACUGUCAACAGUGUGAUCCUGCUUCCUAAAAAUCCAGAGCACUUUGUGGUGUGUAACAGAUCAAAUACAGUGGUCAUCAUGAACAUGCAGGGGCAGAUUGUCAGGAGCUUCAGCUCUGGUAAGAGGGAAGGUGGUGAUUUUGUUUGCUGCGCCCUGUCUCCCCGCGGUGAGUGGAUCUACUGUGUUGGGGAGGACUUCGUGCUCUACUGUUUUAGCACAGUCACUGGCAAACUGGAGAGAACUUUGACAGUUCACGAGAAGGAUGUGAUUGGUAUCGCACAUCACCCUCAUCAGAACCUGAUUGCUACCUACAGUGAGGAUGGACUCCUAAAGCUCUGGAAACCCUAAUUUCCACUUUUCUUUUAAAACUUGCUUGAGAGCAUGUACUUAAGUAAAGACAUAUUCAUGUAUUGCUUUUUUUUUUUUUUUUUUUUUAAGGCUACCUUUUCUAAGCAAUUGUCUGAAUUAGGAACAAGAAUAAUUUUGUGAAAAUUCAAUUCAUGUUUAAGUAGCAGUUACCCUUUUAUAUGUAUUUUUAAGGUAUUCAUUUAUCUGUUUCUAAUUGGGGCAGUCACUUAAUGUUUUCAAUAAUCUACCUGAAGAGUGAAAUACUGCUGUUUCUAGAAGAAAACUGUACUCCUUUGAUUUGAAAUAGUGAUUAAAAUGUACCUCCUGCAGUAAAACUUGUGAAUAAGUAACUAUCCCAUAUUCAGUAGCUCUUUGCUGGUCCGUUUUUUUAAGGUGUUAAUAAACUUUACCCUUUUCGGAG
Molecule: messenger RNA, 3477 nt
Organism: Mirounga angustirostris (Northern elephant seal)
Lineage: Eukaryota; Metazoa; Chordata; Mammalia; Carnivora; Phocidae
Gene: SMU1
Product: SMU1 DNA replication regulator and spliceosomal factor
Exons: 12
Coding region: 1515-3056 (513 amino acids)
Biological process (GO): mRNA splicing, via spliceosome
Cellular component (GO): precatalytic spliceosome
Molecular function (GO): protein binding
Source: RefSeq, a predicted model, not a curated record